GAUUAGGUGCGUAUACUUCCCAACGUAGAAUAGUUGAAAGUAUUCUUUUCACGUUUACUCCUUUUGGUGUAACACACCAUCCAGACAAAUAAAUAGGCUCGAGUGGUUCAACCACCCUCGAGCUUCUGUGUCCUCCCCCCUUCAACGUUCUCAAAGCGCCAUCUCAUCCCGCUGUGCAACAUGACAGACGUCGAGAAAGGACACUCUUCUCAGGCCGAUAACGGUCCUCAGCCUCGUCAGGACCAGUUCGUCAACAAUUACGAUGGCAGACACUCCUUUGCUCCCCGCCCAACGAAGAUAGGUAACCCUGGUGCCCUUGGUCUCUUUUCUUUCGCGUCGACGACGUUCUUGUUAUCGCUCCUCAACGUCAACGCGCGCAGCCUCACCGAACCCAACAUCGUCGUUGGUAUGGCUCUCUUCACUGGUGGUCUUGCUCAGUUCAUGGCGGGUAUGUGGGAAUUCCCACGCGGAAAUGUGUUUGGCGCAACUGCCUUUACUUCCUAUGGCGCGUUCUGGAUGUCAUUUGCCACUAUCUUGAUCCCAAGCAGCGGUAUCGCAUCUGCGUACGCCACAGCCGACGAAUUAAAUGAAGCUCUCGGUCUCUACCUCAUGAUGUGGUUUGUCUUUACCAUGCUUUUGACCCUUGGUGCACUGCGUCGCAACGUUGCUUUUAUCGCUCUUCUUGGAUUCCUGUCCCUCACCUUCCUGUUACUUGCCAUUGCCAAGUUCAACGGAAACUUGAGCAUUCAGAAGGCUGGUGGUGCAUUUGGAAUUGUGACAGCGUGGAUCGCGUACUACGCCGCUGUUAGUGAAUUGCUUGUUCCCGGAGAGAGCUGGUUCACGCUUCCAUUGGGUGGUAUCAAGCAGAAGAGAGAGGAUUAAGCGAGAGGCUUUCCACUGAAGGUAAUUGAAUAUACAAAACCACACAAUAUCAGGCUUGCUAUACACGGUGGAUCGACUAUAGGGGCGGCCCGGUACAGGAAUAUUCUACAGUAUCCUUCUAUCUCAGAUAAACGGUUUAUACAUUUACUUUCACCUUCCAUCACCGCGGUACCUUCUCUUAUCUAGUUACUUUACCAUUUUUUUUCAUAUGCCGUCUUGUAUGUGAUCAUCGUUGUUUCAUCCUCGAUAGUACACCACUUCUGUCAUCCCCUUUGUGAAUGGUUUUAACUCCAUUUUGUCUUAUGUUAAUUUUUCAGUUUCUUCUUCGGAGGUAGUAUAUCCAUAUACUAGUAUCGAACUUUAAUGCAGUCUAG
This is a messenger RNA of Serpula lacrymans var. lacrymans S7.9, 1256 nucleotides long. RefSeq lists its product as uncharacterized. Lineage: Eukaryota; Fungi; Basidiomycota; Agaricomycetes; Boletales; Serpulaceae. Gene Ontology annotation, molecular function: acetate transmembrane transporter activity. The transcript has 5 exons. The coding region runs from base 181 to 882 and encodes 233 amino acids. Gene Ontology annotation, cellular component: plasma membrane. The record is from RefSeq and is a predicted model, not a curated record.